Messenger RNA from Blastomyces dermatitidis ER-3, 1687 nucleotides. RefSeq names its product GINS complex subunit 4. Gene Ontology annotation, biological process: double-strand break repair via break-induced replication; DNA-templated DNA replication. The record is from RefSeq and is a predicted model, not a curated record. The transcript has 2 exons. Gene Ontology annotation, cellular component: GINS complex. Bases 161 to 1018 code for a protein of 285 amino acids. Lineage: Eukaryota; Fungi; Ascomycota; Eurotiomycetes; Onygenales; Ajellomycetaceae.
ACGCGAUUCAAUUUAACCGUUUUGGGAAAUUCACCCAAUAAACAACCACAAAAACACACAAGCUCACCGCGCGCUCAAUCGCUCCAGAACAGCCAAGGACAAGACCUUCUACCCUCAAUUAUAACCACAACCCCAAUUUGCAGAUAUUAAAAACAAGAAAAUGGACAUUGAUGAUAUUCUCGCUUCCGUCGAUCGACCUGACUUCACGUCGCCAGAGGCCGCCGCGCUCGAUGCUCAGCAACUGACGCGAUUCUGGGUGACGGAGAGGGGCGUGCCGGAGCUGUUGCCAUGGCCGGGCCCGCUGAUGGAGAGAGUUAUGGAGAGGGUUCGAAGACAGAUUGAAAAAAUCGAAGACCUCACCGCCGCCGCCUCCGAUCCCUCCGCGACAAACCCAUCAACAAACCCAACCACAAACCUCAAACUCUCCAUCCUGCAAACAGACCUCUCACGCACCCAAUAUAUAAUCCGCUCCUUACUACGCCAGCGCCUCUCAAAACUCACAAAGCACAGCCUACACUAUCUCCUCCUCUCCACCCCCCUCCCCUCGUCAUCCGUCGCCUCCUCACAAUCCCACGAACAAUCCUCCCAAGCAACCUUCAACACACCCACACCCACCCAUCCCCACCGCACAGCCACAAACGCCUAUAAAUCAUCAACCACAGACCAACACCAACAACCCCUCCUCUCCCCGCAAGAAUCCGCCUUCCUCCAAACCCACCAAUCCCUCCUAACGGCACACUACAACAACUCUUUCCUCUCAACUUUCCCCGCACAGCUGCGGCGAUUGGAUGACAAUGCUGGUGGGACAACUAUGAUCCAAGGCCCCGAGACGAAGGAGGUGGUGUUCGUGCGCUGUUUGGUGGAUGAGGUCAGGAUUGUCAUCCCCUCUGGUGAGGGUGAUGGGAUGGGAGGCGAUGGGGAUGUUUAUGGUAGGAGAAUGAGGUGGGGGGAGGUUUGGAUUGCGCGGUGGGAAGGGGUUAAAGAGGCGUGGGCCAGGGGAGAGGUGGAGGUUUUAUGAUAUUGGCUUCUUCUUUUUUUUUUUUUUUUUUUUUUUUUUCUUUGGGAUGGUGAGGCGUAUUGUCAAGCUGGUUUGGGUCUUUAUAUAUAUAUAGAGAAAGAGAAUACUAGAUGUGAAAUAUAGAUAUGGACGGCGUUUACAGGGCGUUUUAUGGUCUUGGAUGGAUGGGUUCCCAUUUUUGUUGACCUUCUAUACUCGGCUUACAGCCCUCACUUGUCCCAUUGUUUCUCAUUUGCAUUGCCUGGCGAUGGUGUUGAUUUUAUGAAUGGGAAAUAGGAAGAAGAUGAGGGGAUUAAUGGACACGUUCACAAAAAUUCAUUACCAUCGUGUUGAAGAGGACAUUUCUAGUCUACAGCUCGCAAAGUAAAACCGAAUAGACAAGGAAGGAGAAUUAAUUGUAUGUGGAAUGAUUGGGAAAUGUGGGCAUGGCGAUUAACAUUUUACGUCGAAAUAAAAAGUGAGAGGACUUACUCCGAUUCGGAAAAGGUAUUAAAAAAAUAAAAUAAAUAAAAAACCGAAGAUGGGAGGAGCGCGUGCAGAGGGUUGGUAGCAGUAAAACUAGAGAUCGUUAAAGCGGAGGGAAAGUGCACAUAUCCAUUGAAUAUAAAGUCCAGGCUGAGGUUAUUCAAUAUUCUUUCUCAUGCAUGCCGUAAGUUCAUUACCACGUUC